Messenger RNA from Drosophila ficusphila, 3310 nucleotides. It is a transcript of the gene Ugt316A1, whose product is annotated as UDP-glucosyltransferase 2. Bases 372 to 2285 code for a protein of 637 amino acids. The transcript is spliced from 3 exons. Lineage: Eukaryota; Metazoa; Arthropoda; Insecta; Diptera; Drosophilidae. Gene Ontology annotation, molecular function: UDP-glycosyltransferase activity. The record is from RefSeq and is a predicted model, not a curated record.
CGCACAAUCGCAAAUAUUUCAUCCUAUGGCAUCACUGACGAGCGAACUGUUGUUGCUGCCGUUCUUUUCACUUUCGUUUACGUUUUAUUUGGCAAUUUGUGUGUUUUGUUAACACCUGUGAUAUUUCGCCAUCGGUUCGUGGCAGCAAGAUGAUGAGAAUCGGUGGAAAACCCAGGACCAGAAGCAGCAGAUAAUAAUAGAAGCCCAACAGAGGCUCCGAGUGUGUGCCUGUGUGUCUGUUGUGCGUCUGUGGUUGUGUGUGUUUUUGCAAAAAACAAAACCGGAAAAGCCAAAAACUAACAGACACGAAUGCGGAUGCGGAUGUAGUUGCGGAUGUUAAGCUUAAAGCGAAUAUUAUCCCCUAAAACAAAAUGCAAAUUCUGCAAGUGCUUUUGGCAACGCUGUUGUGUAGCUUCGUUUUAGGCGCCAACAUCCUCGCAGUUUUUCCCAGUGUCUGGAAAUCGCACUAUCUCUUUGGCCGGAGAUUGCUUCAAGAGCUGGUUGGAAGUCCGGCAAAUUAUUCAGUGACCUUGAUCAGUCCACAUGCCGCCCAGGAAAAUGCGGAUGAGGGAAUUCCCAGGAUCAGGGAGCUGCGAAUCGAGGGACUCCGGGAGAACUGGCUCGAUAUGGGAAUGAGUUUCGAGGCCGAGGAAAUGCGAUCGCAAAGCGUGAUGGAGAGGUUCACUCGACUGAUCUACGCAGGCACAACCAAUGUUGACAUCCUACUGUCCGAUCUCCAAGUGCGAAAACUCCUGACAAGUGGUGAAAAAUUCGAUCUGCUCAUAGUGGAUUUGUUUCUAAGCGAUGCUCUGUUAGGCUUGGCUUUCUACUAUGGCAUACCCACCGUCGCAAUCAGUCCCACCGGCGCCAAUUCCUGGCUGAAUAACAUGUUUGGCAACCCGCAGUCCUCUUCACUGGAUCCUAGCAAUUUCUUACCCUUCACGGAGAGAAUGAACACAAGACAGAGGAUUUUGAACUCCCUAAUGAGCACUUUCGAGCGGUUGACCUACAACUUCUUCCACCUGAUCUCCCAACAAUCGGUGUACACCAAUCACUUUGAAAUGCUUGUUAAGGAACUUCCGCUUUAUAAAGAUCUGACGAAGAAUCUGAGCCUGGCAUUGAUAAACUCGCAUCCUGGAUUACAUUAUUCACGCGCCUAUUUGCCAAAUAUGGUGGAAGUGGGAGGACUGCACUUAAGCCCCUCAAAUGAACUCCAAUUGCCAAAGCAUCUUUUGUCGUUCAUAGAGUCUGCUCCUAGUGGAGUUAUCUAUUUUAGUCUGGGAGCAGAUGUGCAAACAGCUCAGCUGCCUCAGGAGAAGCUGUCCAUUAUUCUCGAUGUCUUUGGCCACCUUACGGAGUUCCACUUUCUGCUGAAAUGGGAAAGGGAGGACUUCACAGUGGAGCAAGAGCUGCCAGCGAACGUGAUGAUUGCAGAUUGGUGGCCGCAACAAGCGAUUCUAAGCCAUCAGCAGGUCAAGAUGUUCAUAAGUAGCUGCGGACAGUUGAGCGUCUGGGAGUCAAUAAAUGGACUAAAGCCCAUCCUUGCCAUACCCAUAUUGGCCGAACAGGAAGUGAUGGCCAAGCGUCUGCACCAUCAUGGAGUCUCUUUGACCGUUGGCUACGACUCCAUUGCUUAUGAUUCCCUGCUCCACGGAGUAAGGCAACUUACCCUUAACACCAGCUAUGUGGAGAAGAUGAAUCAACUCAAAGAGCGACUGAUUAGCAGCGAUUCGUCGCCAGCUGAAAAGGCAGUGCGGAAGAUCCAGCUUAUAUUGGAUUCUGGAGGAGCUGACUUCCUCAAGUCCCACGCGAAUACUCUAAACUUUUGGAGAGCCGAGGGUGUAGAUGUACUACUCAUCAUAACCCUGGGCAUUUCCGGAAUUUUAAUCAUUCCCUUCUUGGCCAUUUGUAUUGUUUUAAGAAAGUCCUACCACAGCCAAGCGGCGCAGGAUCAACCAGCCUGCAGAAGCAACCUUAAAGUAGUUGGCAGGGUGCAUAGCUAUGGAGAUCAGGGCAGUUGCAAGUCCCCCAAAGGAUCGGAGCCUCUCAGGAGAACGCGUUCAGCCCAAUCCUUGUCGGCUCGGUCCAGCUCAUCGAGCAUGAGUUCCACCACACCCACGAGCCUGUCAACAGCAUCCACCACUCCGCUGGACCUGACUCCACCGCCUGCGAUUCAACUGCUCGGACAGGUACCGCCAUUGCAACUGUACGUGAAUCAGCAGCGGAUAUACUCAAGCGUUCGCAGGACUUCACAGGAGGAGAACGCCGAACGAAGGUGCUCAUAACAAAAUUCCGCGAAGAAACCAUUAACUUUAACUUAGCGUGGAUCAAAUGGAAAGGAUGAUAAACUUAAUCCAAUUUACAUCACGAUGGUAAGCUAAGAGUAGGUUAUCAACUAUAUUGUGCAGUUUACUAGCUGGACUUAGCCUAAGCAGCAAAAGUAAAUUCGGUGGUUGAUGGUGCGGAACUAAUCUUUGGGCAUUCAAAAGACACAUGAUUUUACUUCGAUCAAAUACUAAUUCAAAUUAUAUUCAUUUUCAAGCUGACCCUCUUUAAAGUUUUUUAUUUUUAUUUAAUAAAUAUAUUUUGAAUUGAACUAAUUCAUUAAUCCAUUUAAACGCUUUUAGUUGUCCAAUGAGUAGUUUCUUAUCCAGUAAUCCAGUGUCACAAAAAAUGAUCCACCUUAAACUUACUCUAUAUAUAUAUAUAUAUUCGGAAAAUAGUAGUAAGUGUGAUUUUUGUUAAUACUUGUGAAUGUGUAAAAGAAAAUUGUGGUUUUUAUAUUUGGAUAAGUCUUAAAGGUUAUAAAUUGUAUAUAUUUUUUACUGUAUUUGGAUUUUACUAUUUCUGUUUGAGCAAAAGUUUUGAUUUUAAUGGAAGAUCAUUUUUACCGAACGAAGUAUAAGAAUAUAUAAGGAAUCAAAUUUGUUUUGUGUUUCUGAUAUAGUCAGAGCUGUUUGCCGCAAUCGCUUUCAAUUAAUACUUCAAUUCAAAGACUGAACAACUACUUUCGUAUACCCUUCAAAAGACAAAAAUAUGCUUAAAAAACAAUAAAUGCGGUUAAACUGCACAGUUAAGCUCAAGCAUGCAUCUAAAUAUUGAAAGUAUGUGUAUUUCCUAAUGAUUAAUUUCAAACUGAAAUUAUCAACUCAAAUGUUUUUAUGGUAAACCAAUUGGAGUAAAGUUUUUAACAUGUGCGAAAACUUUUUGCAGUUUUCGUGUCGGUUUAUUUUGUUUUGAUUAUUUAGACUAAGAAUAUUUUAUAAAGCCAUGUAUGAAUUGUUAAAUAAAAUAUUAAAUAUUCACCAGA